AUGCCCCUCCAACAUCAAACCUUCAAACACAUCAAACAAAACCCCUCCAUUCUCAUUCCCCCCAAAACUCCACCUUCUUCAACCCCCAUAAACCAUCCCUACAUUUCACAACUCCUCUCCACACCCAACUGGGCCCUGCUACUAAACCACCACCUCUUCUCAAAGGCGCUCCUCCUCAACCCUCGCUCCGCCGUAGCCGUCUUCCAAAACCAACACAACCCCUCCCACGCCGUCAAGUUUCACGCUUGGCUUUCGCAUGUCAACCCCGCACUCGCCACUCACCGAUCAGUGCAACGCGCUCUGCGGAACACACUGCACCGUAACGGCCCCGCGGUGCUGUCGCUCGAGUUGCUCCGUGAAGUUCACAAUUCCGGGUUUCAGGUCACCGAGGACCUGCUCUGCGCGUUGAUUGGAAGCUGGGGAAGGCUCGGUUUGGCAAAUUACUGUGCUCACAUUUUCGGUCAAAUCUCCUUCUUGAGUCUCACCCCCUCCACUAGGUUGUACAACGCUCUUAUUGACGCUUUGGUGAAAUCAAAUUCAAUUGACCUUGCUUAUCUCAAAUUCCAACAAAUGCCUGCGGAUAAUUGCCGCCCCGAUAGAAUUACCUAUAACACCCUCGUUCACGGGGUUUGCAAGAUUGGCGUGGUGGAUGAGGCGCUUCGAUUAAUCAGACAGAUGAAUGAUAAGGGGCAUUUUCCUAAUGUGUUCACUUAUACAAUGCUUAUUGAUGGGUUUUGUAACGCGAACAGGGUUGGCGAAGCAUUUGGGGUUUUUGAGACGAUGAAGGAGAGUGGGGUUUGUCCAAAUGAAGCCACUGUGAGAGCAUUAGUCCACGGGGUUUUUCGUUGCGCGGAUCCAGGUGAGGCACAUGAGAUGUUGUUAUCUAAGUUUAUACAUAAGGAUCUGGUGCAGGAGGGCGUUCAUUUUAAGUUAGUUUGUGAUACUAUGUUGUAUUGCCUUGCGAAUAAUUCUAUGGCGAAAGAGAUGGUUGUGUUUCUGAGGAAGGUUCUGGGAAGAGGUUAUGCCCCUGAUACCUCCGUUUUCAAUGUCAUAAUGGCUUGUUUGGUUAAGGGAGCUGAGCUGAGAGACACGUGUGAAAUAUUUGAAAUUUUAAGAAACCAAGGUGUGAAGGCUAGCAUUGGUACUUAUCUUGCACUUAUGGACGCGUUGUACAAAAGUGGACGCACAGAAGAUGGGAAUCGUGUUUCUGGUCAAAUGAUGAGCGAUGGGCUAAUUUCUAAUGUUUUCUCAUAUAACAUGAUACUUGAUUGCUUCUGCAGAGCCAAAUUGAUGGAUAAUGCGUCUGAGGCUUUCAGAGACAUGCAGGUUAGAGGCUUUGUUCCCAACCUUGUUACUUUUAAUACCCUUAUUAAUGGCCAUUGCAAGGAUGGAUCAAUAGUCAAGGCACGGGAGCUGUUGGAGAUGCUUUUAGAAAGUGGGCUUAAACCUGAUAUCUUCACUUUUAGCUCUAUAAUUGAUGGACUCUGUCGAAUAAAGAAGACUGAGGAAGCUUUUGAGUGUUUUACGGAGAUGAUUGAGUGGGGCAUCAAUCCAAAUGCCGUCAUUUACAAUAUCUUAAUUCGGUCUGUUUGUGCCAUUGGGGAUGUUGCAAGGUCAGUGAAACUUUUAAGGAGAAUGCAAGAGGAAGGAAUAAGCCCUGACACCUACUCCUAUAAUGCUUUGAUCCAAAUCUUCUGUAGGAUGAAUAAAGUUCAUAAGGCUAAAAAGCUAUUUGAUUCGAUGUCAAGAUCUGGCUUGAAUCCAGACAGUUACACUUAUGGUGCUUUUAUAGAGGCACUGUCUAAAUCUGGGAGAUUAGAGGAAGCUAAGAAGAUGUUUUACUCAAUGGAGGAAAAUGGUUGUUCUCCUGAUUUUUAUAUAUGUAACUUGAUUAUUAAAAUAUUGAUUCAGCAGGACUCUUCAGAAGAGGCACGAAACAUCAUGGAAAGAUGCAGACAUAAGGGAAUAUCUUUAAAUUUUAUUCCUAAUUUGUAG
Sphenostylis stenocarpa is the source of this 1995-nucleotide messenger RNA. The record is from the annotation of a GenBank genome assembly. Lineage: Eukaryota; Viridiplantae; Streptophyta; Magnoliopsida; Fabales; Fabaceae.